UCGAAGGGCGGCCGCUCGGAUCCUGCAUCUUUACUGACUUGCAGAUGGAUCCAAAUGACAGCGUGUCGUCCGCGCAAAGCACAUUCAGCUCGGAUUUCCGAAAUUUAUCCCGACAGCUUCAGGUGUCCGCUAAUCGUUCCCAGCCGAACGGCACCAAGCCCGAACUCGAGAGCAGUUUGGACGUGAACACGCUCCUGUUCUCCAAGGUGCUGGUCACCGUCAUAUACUUGGUGCUGUUUCUGGUCGGCUGUCUGGGCAACUCGGUUACAUUAUACACGCUGCUGAAAAGACGGACCUGGCGAAACCUGCAGAGCACAGUGCAUUACCACCUGGCCAGUUUGGCCAUUUCCGAUCUGUUUAUUUUGUUGGUCAGCAUGCCCAUCGAGCUCUACAACUUCAUCUGGGUACAUCACCCGUGGGCGUUCGGCGAUGCCGUUUGCAAAGGUUAUUACUUCAUCCGGGACGGCUGCUCCUACGCCACGGCGUUUAACAUCGCCAGCCUCAGCACGGAACGCUACAUGGCAAUAUGCCACCCUUUCAAAGCGAAAAGCAUCAUGUCCCGCAGUCGUACGAAGAAGCUCAUCAGUGGAGUGUGGGCGGCGUCGUUUCUGCUGGCAACACCGAUGCUUCUGACGAUGGGUCAGAUCAGCAUCGACGGGGAGAAGAUCUGCACUACCGUCGUGUCCACGGUCACCGCCAAGACCGUGCUACAGGUCAACGCCCUGCUGUCCUUUGCAGCCCCUAUGGUGAUCAUUUCGGUGCUGAACACAGCCAUCGCCAGGCAGCUGCAGCAGAUGUUUCAGCCGAACUGCCGCGCGUAUUUUAUUAAGGGUUCCGAGCCAGAACCAGGCAUGGCCAUGGAAACGAGCCGCGUGCGGUCGCUGCGGCAUGGGGUCAAGGUGCUGCGCGCGGUGGUCCUCGCCUUUGUGGUGUGCUGGCUGCCCUACCACUCUCGGCGGUUGAUGUACUGCUAUGUGACAGAGUGGACAGAAGUAAUGUUUGACUUCUACCACUAUUUCUACAUGGUUACCAACGUGCUGUUCUACAUCAGCUCGGCCAUCAACCCUGUGCUCUACAACCUGGUGUCUGCCAACUAUCGGAAAUUUUUCUUCUCCACACUCCACUGCUUCUGCGGGGAUGAGAAGCUGCAGGAACAGCAAGACCAGCAACAGGUCCGACCCAGGUUCUCCAAUAGCAUCAGCAGCAACCACACAUUCAGCAUCAAGGGCGCCUGAGCUGAAUAAAUCUUUUUUUUUUUUUUUUUGUUCUUAACACGUCAGUUUUGGAAAAGAGGUGGAGCAUUGCAUACUAUCAGAAACCAUAAUACACACAGGAAGUGUCUGAAGUUGAAUCAAUCCCUCACUAACUGUAUAAAGCAGGGGUAUGCAACCCUGAUCCUAGAUUGCCAGUAUCCGGCAGGUUUUAUAUCCUUCCUGGUCUCUGAUGAACCAAACCUCAUCUCAGGCUGAUAUUAACUCAUCAGGCAGGACAGAAAACCUGCUGGAUACUGGCACCCCAGGAUUCGGAUUGCCUGCCCCUGGUGUAAAGCAUAGGCUCACUAUAAGACCACACUACAAUUGACCCUUCCCCCUCAUGGGGGUUAGGGGCACAGCCCCCCCCAUGAUCUUGAAAGUCCUCUUUGUCCCCACGGCUAGCAAAGCAAGCAUGUGAGCAGAGUGAAGCAAAGCGAUACAAGAAACGUGAGAUAUCACAGGAGAGGAUGCUGUAAACAAGCUUGUUGUCCUCCUAAACCACCCAUCUUCUAUAACUGCUUAUCCUAUUCAGGAUUGUGAGGGAUCCAGAGCCUAUGGGUGCAAGGCAGGGGAUGACUCAGAGUGG
This is a messenger RNA of Paramormyrops kingsleyae, 1839 nucleotides long. RefSeq names its product neurotensin receptor type 1-like. The record is from RefSeq and is a predicted model, not a curated record. Gene Ontology annotation, molecular function: G protein-coupled neurotensin receptor activity. Gene Ontology annotation, biological process: neuropeptide signaling pathway. Gene Ontology annotation, cellular component: plasma membrane. Lineage: Eukaryota; Metazoa; Chordata; Actinopteri; Osteoglossiformes; Mormyridae.